Aspergillus nidulans FGSC A4 is the source of this 773-nucleotide messenger RNA. Its product is annotated as 60S ribosomal protein eL24. The record is from RefSeq and is a predicted model, not a curated record. The coding region runs from base 77 to 559 and encodes 160 amino acids. Gene Ontology annotation, cellular component: cytoplasm. NCBI's taxonomy places the organism in Eukaryota, Fungi, Ascomycota, Eurotiomycetes, Eurotiales, Aspergillaceae. Gene Ontology annotation, molecular function: structural constituent of ribosome. The transcript has 3 exons.
GACCGAUUCGACUCAACCACCCAACGCCAAUCGACAACAUCUCGUCCCAACCGGUCGCGCAUCUAUAACGUUCAAGAUGCGUACCUACGACGAUUCUUUCAGCGGUCAGAAGAUCUACCCUGGAAAGGGUAAGCUGUACGUCCGCGGUGACAGCAAGAUCUUCCGCUUCCAGAAUGGAAAGUCCGAGUCCCUCUUCCUCCAGCGCAAGAACCCUCGCCGGAUAGCUUGGACUGUCCUUUACCGUCGCCAGCACAAGAAGGGUAUCUCUGAGGAGGUUGCCAAGAAGCGUACCCGCCGUGUCGUCAAGUCCCAGCGUGCCAUCGUCGGUGCUUCCCUCGACGUGAUCAAGGAGCGCCGCUCCCAGCGCCCCGAGGCCCGUGCCGCCGCCCGCCAGCAGGCCAUCAAGGACGCCAAGGAGAAGAAGGCUGCCGCUGAGUCCAAGAAGAAGGCUGAGAAGGCUAAGAACGCCGCUGCUGGUGCCAAGGGUGCUGCUCAGCGCAUCCAGAGCAAGCAGGGUGCUAAGGGUUCUGCUCCCAAGGUCGCUGCCAAGUCUCGUUAAGGAAUGAAUAACGGUUCGGCUUGGGAUUGGGUGCGGAAGGCAAGAGUUUCAUGGACGAAUUUUGGGAGGUUACUGGAGCUGGAAUAUGUGUUUUCCCUACCACCAAAAAUGAAAUGUUCCAAAACUAUCGGCGUGCAAGACGGCCUCUUACGGGUUUAACGGCUCUCAGAUAAGCUCUAUCAAUCGCGCCACGGAUGCAUGAAUGAAGAUCCAG